AUGAAGCAGCAGUACUACUUAUCAUCUCUUAAUAUAUUCUUGUGCACUAUUAUUGUUGUUGUAGCUUCAAUGUCUCAUAGUGAUGAUGACAAACCCAAAGUUAUAGUGCAAGCAUGUAGCAACACACCAAACCCUGACCAAUGCUUCCACUACAUCAAAGCUGAUCCUAGGAGCAACACUGUUAAGGAUGUCCAAGAUGUUGGAAUACUCAUGGCAAGAAUUUUACAACUCAAAGCAAAACUCGCCAGGGACAAAAUCUACCGAAUGAUGUCGGCCGCAGAAAGACCGGAUUUGAAGGUUCAUAAGUUGAAAGCAUGUCUUGGAAGUUACAAUAAUAUUUUGAAUGUUGAUGUUGAAGUAGCCAUUGAUGCUUUCAAAGAUGGGAAUCCACGGAUGGCUGAAGUUGGUGCUGAUACCGCUUCCCAUGGAGUCAGUGAUUGUGAGGAAAGCUUCAAUGGGGAAUCUCCAAUUACCAAUUUCAAUACUCUUAUUUAG
This is a messenger RNA of Arachis ipaensis, 495 nucleotides long. Its product is annotated as cell wall / vacuolar inhibitor of fructosidase 1-like. The record is from RefSeq and is a predicted model, not a curated record. Lineage: Eukaryota; Viridiplantae; Streptophyta; Magnoliopsida; Fabales; Fabaceae. Gene Ontology annotation, molecular function: enzyme inhibitor activity.